AUGAAACUCGACUGGUUUUUGAUCUUAUUCCCUUUUAUCGUCCUCAUUAUCUCAUCAGCCAAUGCGGCAUGCUCCUCGGACACGUGUCCAAUUGGGGGACUGUGGUCCGUUUGGGAGACCACUGAUGACUGCAAAACAAAAUGUGGAGCUUGUAAUAGUGCCACGUAUACCAGGACUUGUUUGUCAACGAGCAUGAAUGGAGGAUGUGCGUGCAUAGGCAACACCACCAUCACUAUGCCUUGUGGAACCCAAGCGUGUAACUAUCCACGUUACAACGGCAGCGGCGUUAUUUGCUGUGUUGGUUCCCCUAUGAUCAUUAAUAACUGGUUUCAAUGUGGACCACUGAAAACUAAUAGUACUCUGGCUUGCUGUCCAACCGGAGGAUAUUGGUCGGCAUGGGGAAUCUGGGUGAAGCAAGCGAAUGUGGUCAAGUGGAGCCGUACCCGAACUUGCUUGAGUGGAGAACUCGCUUGCCCCUGCACUGGUGAGGCCAUACAGUCGAAAUACGGAUGCCCUUGUCCAGCCAUCAGUACCAUCACCACCUGCGAUUCUACCAACAAGACUCCAUUCACCGUCCGCACUCCCUACUACAGCAGCUCCGAUUGCACAGCUACAAUAGUCUUUGAAGCAACAAAUUUCCGGAAGGAAUUCUUUUUUACCAAUGGAACUAAGGACUGGUCCACUCUUGGAUGGAUCGAUUCCACUGGGAAAUGCAAUGUGCAGGAUGCAUCAGGUUUUGGGUCGGCGACGUCGAAGGCUGGAUCAUUCUACAAGUUUAGUCUGCUUUGCAAUACGACUACUGGAAGCACACUCACAGAGAAACUUCUUCUGAUGUAUUGGUCUCUCUUUCUCCUUCUUCCUCUCACCAUCCUUGCGGCUACAUGUCCGGACUGUCCAGUCGGAGGAAUCUGGUCGGAUUGGGCAACAACUGAAACAUGUGAUGCAACAUGUGGAGCAUGCGCGAAUCGCACCUAUACACGAACCUGUUUGUCGGACGCAAUGACUAAUUGCCCAACAUGCGUCGGCCCCAAGAUCCAAAGCAUGCCCUGCAACACCCAAGCGUGCAACUGGCCACGUUUCAAUUCCAGCAGAGAAAACUGCUGUUUUAAUAAAACAACAAUGACCAUUAAGAACUGGGUUCAUUGUGUUCCAUUGCCGGACAUUUACGCCCUUCCCUGCUGUCCGGAUAACGGUUAUUGGUCGACUUGGAGUGGAUGGAGUAAAGUGGCAAACCAAGCAUCGUGGCAACGUACCCGUGUCUGCUUAUCCGGCGGUUACAACUGCCCAUGCAAAGGUGAAGCUGUGGAUCUCAAACAUUCUUGCCCAUGCGCCCCAGUUGAUGUCAUCACUAACGUGACCACCACGUGCGCUAUAAACGAUGACAAAAAUGACCCGUUUUCCGUUCGCAAACCUGUUUUCCUGGGUUCACGCUGUCUCACUCAAGUGGUUAUUGAGAUAUCAAGCUUCAGAAAAGCCUUCUGGACUCAACGAUCAUUUGUAAUAUUUGAGGGCCGAAUUGGAUGGAUUGAUUCUACUGGACAGUGUCUGCAAGCUACUAUAACUCGAGAAGAUGUUGAGACAACUCAAGGUACGGGACAAUUUGCAAAGUACUACCUGGAGUGCAACUUGAACACCUUGAUGUUUAGUGGAACAGUGCACGGCGUUCAAAUAUCAAAUGUCAAGGCUUUUGCACAGUAUUAUUGA
Molecule: messenger RNA, 1704 nt
Organism: Caenorhabditis remanei
Lineage: Eukaryota; Metazoa; Nematoda; Chromadorea; Rhabditida; Rhabditidae
Exons: 8
Coding region: 1-1704 (567 amino acids)
Source: RefSeq, a predicted model, not a curated record